This is a messenger RNA of Myxocyprinus asiaticus (Chinese sucker), 2802 nucleotides long. Its product is annotated as cell division cycle 7-related protein kinase-like. Gene Ontology annotation, cellular component: nucleus. The transcript has 12 exons. Lineage: Eukaryota; Metazoa; Chordata; Actinopteri; Cypriniformes; Catostomidae. The coding region runs from base 282 to 1958 and encodes 558 amino acids. Gene Ontology annotation, molecular function: protein serine/threonine kinase activity; ATP binding. The record is from RefSeq and is a predicted model, not a curated record. Gene Ontology annotation, biological process: mitotic DNA damage checkpoint signaling; protein phosphorylation.
UUUUAGCGCGGAACUUGGAAGUCGUCGGGAAGAAGGACAACUCGCAAACAAGACACUAUUUGAAAAAAAAAGUGCGUUUUCUCUUCAACUUAAAUGUGAUUGAUUACGAUAAAGACAAGGUGACUCGUUAAAAGUAAGCCCCGAACUGUAAUUUAUGAACUGUGCACGCUAAUUGUAGUUUAUGAGAAAGAGUGCUGAAUUUGUUUUUCUCUUCUACUCUGACUAAAAAACUCUGUGAAAACAACAAACAAAAACAGAUCUGUGGAUUAUUGUGGGAUUAAAUGGAAAUAGCACCGACUGUCCGGAGAAGCAGUCAUCAACAUGUUGAGAAGGACAAGAGCAGACGCAAAAUUCCCAGGGAUGUCGAGGUGGACAUUGAAUAUCUGUAUGAAGUUGUGCCACAGCUGUCUCGAAUUUUUCGUGUCAUAGACAAAAUCGGAGAAGGCACUUUCAGCUCAGUGUAUCUGGCUGAGGCGCAGAUGACUGAUGGUUCAAGAAAGAUGUUUGCAUUGAAACAUCUGAUCCCCACCAGUCACCCUAUGCGUAUAGCUGCUGAACUUCAGUGCCUGAUUGUUGCUGGAGGGACAGAGAAUGUGACGGGGGUCACAUACUGCUUCAGAAAAGAGCAUCACGUGGUCAUUGUUAUGCCAUACAUGGAGCAUCAAACCUUUGUGGACAUUGUUGGCUCCUUGAGUUUCGAGGAAGUGAGGCAUUACAUCUACCACUUGCUCAAAGCACUGAGGCAUAUUCACAAGUUUGGCAUCAUCCACCGAGACAUUAAGCCAAACAACUUCCUGUUCAAUCGACAGAGGAGAGAGUACGCUCUUGUUGAUUUUGGUCUGGCACAGGGCACCACUGACACUCAGAUAGAACUGCUAAAGGUUGUGAAGUCAAAGACUCAUAAAGGUGGUGGAUCUUCAGGAAUGGUGGAGGACGCACAUGGGAAACAGAAACUAUUGCCUUUACCACCCAACACCAGAAACCCUGCUGUCCAUUCCUGCACUAAAGCACUAGCUAAAAGAUCUUGCCCACCCUCACGAUUUAAACACACCAAGGAACUGUUGGUUCUUGAUAAGGCACCAAGGUCUGUAUUUGGGGAGAGGAACUUGAACAGCACAAACUCUCAUAAAAUCGGCACUGACAAAGUUGAGGGACAGCUUUCAAAGCCGAAAAAAGAGGACGUAAUUCCACACAAAAUUCUUUCUUUCAAACGCCGUUCAGUCCCUGUGAAAACUCCACUGAAUGGUCAGAAACAUAAAGCUCCUGCACUGAGUCAGACACUGAGUAGUCAGAAACCCAAACCUGCUGCUGUCAGCCAGACACUCACCUGCAGCUGCUUCAUGACUGACCGUGUCUGCAACAUCUGCCUGUCCAGGAAACAGCAGGUGGCUCCUAGAGCGGGUACUCCAGGCUUUAGGGCUCCUGAAGUCCUGACUAAGUGCCCCAAUCAGGGAACAGCUAUUGACAUGUGGUCAGCAGGCGUUAUAUUACUGUCACUGCUCAGUGGGAGGUAUCCAUUCUUCAAAGCUAGUGAUGAUCUGAUCGCUCUUACUCAGAUCAUGACCAUUAGAGGAACUAAGGAAACAAUAGAGGCUGCUAAGAAGUUUGGUAAAUCUAUUAUGUGCAGUCUUGAGCUCCCUCGGCUGAACCUCAGGAUUCUCUGUGAGACCCUGAGAGGUUUGCAAUCAUGUGAUAAUGGGUCACUUCCUGCUGAGUUUCAGGCCUCGCGUCACCCCGCAGAGGUAAAACAGGAUGGAGACAGCCCCGAUAAGAAACGAAUGAGCCGAUCCGGCUCAGGCUCACUGAAAAGCCCAGCAGAGCUGCAGGAGAUGGGCUGGGACAAAGUGUCUGAUGAAAUAUAUGACCUCCUGGAUAAACUGUUAGAUUUAAACCCAGCAACAAGAAUAACGGCCUCUAUGGCCCUGCAGCAUCCACUCUUCAAAGACAUGAUGGAUUAAGUUUUGUGCAUUAUUAUGUAAAUGGUUACACAAAUGCAUUUUUGUUAUGUUGUGUGCUGUAUCAUUUUGUGGGCUUGUUUUGAUGUAUUUAUUAGUCUUAUUUUUUGGUUUCUUAUCACUUUUGAGAAUAAAGAUGAAGUAAUUUGUUCAUUAGUAAUUUUCAUUAAAAUAAACCUUAAUGAAAUAUUCACCCAAAAAUGAUAUUCUCUCAUCAUUUACUCACACUUAUGUCAUCUCAAACUUGUAUGACUUUCUUCUGUGGAACACAAGCGAAGAUAUUUUCAUGGAGAUAUGAUGUGAAUAUGUCCAUACAAUGCAAAUAAAUAAUGACCAAACUUUCAAGCUGCAAAAAACACAUUAAAGCAGCAAAAAUCCAUCCAGUAAUCCAUAAAACUCCAGUGGUUUAUUCUGUCUUCUGAAGCGGUAUGAUCGGCUUGACGUGUUAGGAAGUGUAAUUGAGCUUAAAAUCAUGAUCUCCAAGGAGACUGCCGAUGUCAAGAUUUGUAGUGAAAAGGAGCUAUAUUUUGGUCUGUUUUCCCCCAAAAUCAUCUGCAUUGCUUCCGGAGACCUGGAUUAAAACCACUGGAGCGUUAUGGAUUACUUUUAUGCUGCCUUUAUGUGCUUUUUGGAUAUUGAAAAUUUGGUCACCAUUCAAUUGCAUUGUAUGGACAAACAGACAUCUCCAUGAGAAUAUCUUCGGUUUUUCUGCGUAAUAAAGUCAGAGUUUCAGACAUCCUAAGGGUGAGUAAAUGAUGAAAGAAUUAAAUGUAAUUUAAUAUUUAGUUAUAAUUUUUUGAUGAAAUAUUCCUCAUAAAAAGCGCCUAAGCCGUUUUUGUUUUUUGAA